Molecule: messenger RNA, 594 nt
Organism: Gaeumannomyces tritici R3-111a-1
Lineage: Eukaryota; Fungi; Ascomycota; Sordariomycetes; Magnaporthales; Magnaporthaceae
Exons: 2
Coding region: 1-594 (197 amino acids)
Source: RefSeq, a predicted model, not a curated record
AUGGGCAACCAAAACUCGGCACCGCGCCUGGUUGACCACUCGCUGAUGGGCCUCGAUGGCGUCACCCUGCCCGGGCCGCAGCCCGAACAUUUCGACUGCCGCCGCUCAUUGGCUUUGCACCUCAUCCGCAUGCAAUGCCCGGAGCUGGAGGGCCCUUACAGCGAGGCCAGAAACCUUUUCGAGGGGCUGAAGCGGCUGCUGGACCUGAUCCUCCGCCACGAUCGCAUGUACUUGCACCGGUUCGAUCCCUACUUGGCACCUGCCGAACAUAUCAGAACACAGGACAAGAUAUGCUUCGCUUUUGACGUUGUCGCCUGCAUCCUGUGCAUGGUGCCUCCUGCCCCCCCGACCACACCCCAAGCGCGUCGCCUCCUGGUCUUCAAGUUCGAGCGGAUGCUUGGGCACGCCUUGGAGCUCGAGGCCCUGAUCCGCGGAGAUGUCGAGCCAAGGCCCCGCACGAGACAACGCGGCGAAUUUGUGCCCGAGGUUUACCAGGUUCUCGACCAGGCGAAUUUUGGUAGGGUGAGGGCGCAGUUCGAGCUCCUGCCGAUGACCUUUUGGCGGUUCCAAAGGGGUGGAAUGUCGAAACUGUGA